Molecule: messenger RNA, 4648 nt
Organism: Tarenaya hassleriana
Lineage: Eukaryota; Viridiplantae; Streptophyta; Magnoliopsida; Brassicales; Cleomaceae
Exons: 16
Coding region: 513-4217 (1234 amino acids)
Source: RefSeq, a predicted model, not a curated record
CCUUGAUGUCACCACAAAGGCUUUGCUAUCUGAGUGGGUAAUAAAUGGGUAAAAUCGUCAUUUCUACAGUGCAAGUUCCAUCGCCGAUCAAAAACAGCAAGGAACGAACGCUGGCUCGCUUCGAUCCCGUUCUCUCAUGGCUGUUGCACGAACAUCGCUGGAUUUCGAUUUCGAGCUCUGGACGAACUCGUUGGAACGAUCCAAUCUCCACAAUCCCUAAUUUUUGGGGAAAUAGUUUUUUCCUGUCGACCUUUUUUUGUUCGCGUUUUGAUUCGAGGUACUACACGAACUGAGGGCCAGCGAGAUUUCCAGGAAAUUUUUUCACCCAUCUGGUGGAUCUCUCAGUAAGCUGAAGGAAAGGAGAAUUUCUGAGGAAGAAAGGUCUUUAUCUUCAUUCCAAUUUUUAAGAUCCGAGGAAUUAGCAUUUAUGUGCUGCAGUACUACAAGCUUGUCAUGCUCCACUAUAUAUAUAGUGUGUAUAACAAAGCAGUGAACUUGCGAAAGCUGAAGGAAUGUCAGCACCUGGAAAAUUUGAUUAUUCUUCUACUGGGCAGGAUAGGCCUUUAUACAGAUCCAACUUACCUGCUCAGAUGGAAAGAUCAAGCAGUUUUCGCGAGACUAUGGAUCACCCUGUCCCAUCUUCUCAUCCAACCAUGUUGAGGAGCACCUCACCGAUAACACAAACUGAUGUGACGAAUUUCUUCCAAUGUUUGCGUUUUGACCCUAAGGUGGUUGCCGCAGAUCACAAGUCUAUUCGUCAAGGUGACUUUAAACGGCAUGUGAAUAUUGCCCUUGGGAUAGCAGGGGAUGAGUCUCCAAGUGGAACACUGAAAGGAAAGUUGAUUUCUUCUCCUGUACCGGAAGAGAUCAAAAGACUGAAGGCUGGCCUGCGUGAAAACAAUGUGAAGGCCAGGGAACGUGUAAAAAUUUUCACUGAAGCUUCUUCUGUAUUUAAUAAGUUUUUCCCAAGUGUACCUACAAAGAAGAGGUCUCGACCAGAAGGGUUUUCUAGUGACCGCUCUGGUGAUCGUUUUGUUUUAGGGCCAGGCUUAGGUAAAAUGGGAAUCCAGGGUCAGACUCUGGCUGGCAGUUUUGAACUUGAGCAGCAAAAGUCAGAUGAACGACCUAAAAGUGGUGUACCAAAUAAGCGCACACGCACUUCAAUGAUGGAUGUUCGAAGUAAUGCUAUUGUUCGACAGUCGGCUGCUGUAGAUAGGGAUAAAGACACAAUGAGGCUGGCAAAUCAUAAUUCAGUUCAGGGUGAGGACCGAACUUCAUCAAUUGGCAUUGAUGGUUGGGAAAAAUCGAAGAUGAAGAAGAAACGAUCUGGUAUAAAAACAGAUGUUUCUACAAGCUUGGUGUCAAAUAAAGCUGUUGAAGGUUACCGAGACUUGAAGCAGGGAAUACUGCAGAAAGUAGCUGGUGAUUCCCGAUCAAGAUUGAAUGGUGACUCGAACAUGUUAAGGCAAGGAGCCACUAACGGAGCUGCUGGAUAUGGAAGAUCUGAUAACCUCUCUCAGCAGACAGGCUUAGCAGGACGUUCCUCUCUCUCCAGGGUUGAUUUUGAUCACAGUUCUUUGUACAAUGAGAAGCGAGAACGUUCUAUUGGUUCUGACAAGGAAAGGGUGAAUCUGAGGGCUAUCAACAAAUCAAAUAUUCAUGAUGAAUUCAAUUCUUCAAGUCCAACUUCAAAUGCAAAAACAAAUGCUUCAAUCCGUGGCCCGAGAUCGGGAUCAGGGCUUCCGCCAAAACUCUCGCCUGUGGUCCAUAACGCUCCUUCUCCAAAUGAUUGGGAUAUUUCCAGUUGUACAAAUAAGCCGCCCACAGUAUCUGGGGUUACCAAUCGUAAGCGAAUGACAGCUAAUCGAUCUUCAUCACCACCAGUCACUCAAUGGGCUAGUCAAAGACCACAAAAGAUAUCCCGUAUAGCAAGAAGAACAAAUUUAAUUCCCAUUGUUUCGAGUAAUGACGAUGUUCCCUCCUCAGAUAACGUAUCAGAUAUUGGCUGUAGUGAAAUUGGGUUUGGAUUCCAUAAACGCUCACCAGCAGCUUCUCCUCAGCAAGUCAAACUGAAAGGUGAAAAUAGCUUCUCGACAGCAGCUUUAUCAGAAAGUGAAGAAUCUGGGCCCCCUGAAAUCAAGUCGAGAGACAAGGGUAAACAAUCUGAUGAGGUAGAUGACAAAGCUGCGGAUAAUGUGCCAAAAGUGUCCAUUCCCAUUUUACAAUCAAGAAAAAAUAACAAGCUUGCGAUCGGUGAAGAGCUCAGGGAUGGGGUUAGGAGGCAAGGAAGAACAGGCCGUGGCUUUGCUUCUACAAGGUCUCUCACGCCAAUGAGGUUGGAGAAGCUUGGCAAUCUUGGAACAGCAAAACAACUUCGCAGUGCAAGACAAAGUCUUGACAAGAGUGAGAGCAAGGUGGGCCGUCCGCCUACUAGGAAGCUCUCUGACCGCAAGGCUUACAAACGUCAGAAGCAUACACCGUCAAAUGCAGCACUAAAUUUUCUUGUUGGUUCAGAUGAUGGCCAUGAGGAGCUACUGGCUGCUGUCAAUGCUGCUAUAAAUUCUGCUAGGAACUUGCCCAAUUCCCUCUGGAAGCAGAUGGAGCGUUACUUUUGCUUUAUAUCAGAUGCGCAUAUCAAUUUCUUGAGACAACAGGGAGAACUGUCCUGUGUGGGACCAUCACCGUUAGGGACAUCUUCAGGCUUCGAUAGUCGUGAAGUGUUGUUUCCUGAGGAAUUUACAAGUAGAAUGAACUCUAAAGCUUCUCCUCUCUAUCAGAGAUUGCUAUCCGCUUUAAUUUCCGAGGACUCUAGUAGCGUAACUGAAGAUUUACAACUUGAUGGAUUUGACAACGCGAAUGAUCUUGAUGUUGAGUCACGGUUCAGUGGUUUUAAUCAUUUGAUGGAGUUCAAUGGCUAUAGCACCAAUGAAGGACUGGAACAUGAAGAGUCAGAAGAUGAUGUGUCUAUGGGUCUGCAUAAGGGAGUUAACAACUCAUCUCACCAUUCCAACGGCAGAUUUUCAGACCAUUCAUCCAUUGAAUUCACAGAUAUUCAGUAUGGAAAUCUGGGGAUAGACGAGAAGAUAUACCUGGAGGUUCAGUCUCUGGGGAUUUCCUUGGAACCAUUGCCUAGCAUUUCAAACGUGGAGGAUGAAGGAAUUGUUGAUGACAUAAAAAAGCUAGAGGAAGCUAUCUGCGAGGAGGGUUCCAAGAAGAAAGAGAUGGUGAAUAGGCUACUAAAGCCUGCCCUAGAAAUGAAAGAAUGUCAGGAGAAGGAGUUUGAUCAGCUUGGUUAUGAUAAACUCGUCGAAAUGGCAUAUGAAAAGAACAAGGCAAGUCGCCGUCAUCACACUGCCAGUGGAAAGAGUUCCAGCAACAAAAUAUCCAAGCAAGCUGCAUUGGCUUUCAUUAAAAGAACUCUGGAAAGAUAUCAUCAAUUCGAAGAAUCGGGCAAGAGCUGCUUUAAUGAGCCUGCUUUCAAGGAUAUGUUCAUUGUCGGGUUGGCGCAAGCCACAGAUAAUACUCCAGGAGACAAUGAAUACAUGCCGUCAGCUUCUUCAACUUUCAUGGGUUUACACCCAAGUUCUUCUUCGGCAGAGCGGAUGGGUCAGAAUGGGGAUAAUUAUGCUAAUUCUUCUGAUAUUCUGCACUCCGAAAGUGCUUUACUGGAACAAACCACGGGUAAAGAUGAUACGAUGUGGUCAAACAGGGUCAAGAAGAGAGAACUGCUGCUUGAUGAUGUGGGUAUCGGGGCAUCUCUCACGAGCAGUGGUGCGAAAGGAAAGAGAAGUGAGAGGGACAGAGAUGGGAAAGGACAGGCUUCAUCAUCUAGAGGCGGAACUAAUAAGAUUGGUCGGCCUGCUCUGUCCAGUGCCAAGGACGAAAGGAAAAUGAAAACGAAACCCAAGCAGAAAACGACUCAGACAUCCGCAUCUGUUAGGAUAUCAGAUCAACCCAACGCACCAUUAUCCAAAUCAAGGGAAGCUAACAAUAGCAACAACAAUGAGUUUAACUUGGAGGCACUUGAUGAAUCAGAGCCUCUGGACCUUUCUCACCUCCAAAUACCAGAUGGGUUAGGAGGACCAGAUGAUUUCGAUACACAAGCAGGAGAUCUAAGCACAUGGUUGAACAUUGAUGAUGAUGCGUUGCAAGAUAACGAUCUGAUGGGGCUUCAAAUACCGAUGGAUGAUCUUUCAGACUUGAACAUGAUGGUUUGAGGUUACUCUUUCUCUCCCUUUACAUCUGUAUAGUCUUGUUUCUUAUACUAUUGAUGGAGAAACGCAAAGGAAAAGAGGAAAAAAAAAACAGUUUUGCUUCUCUGAAGGAAUAACCAGUCACCGGAAUGGUUAUUGGCUGUCGGCUCCAGCAAAUUAGGUCUUAUAGAUUCUUCUUCUUCUUCUUCUUCUUCUCCUUAGGGUUCCUUCUUAUAUAAUUCGAUUCUAGGGUGAACUGCUUUUGGGUUUUUGUUUUCUUCUUUUCGGUUUACAGCUUGAUGGGGAUUGGAGUUUGGCUCAUGUGGUUAAGUUAGGUCGGUAGGUAAACUUCCCGGCUGUAAAGAGCUUUUGCGGCAAAAAAGAAAAAGAAAAGAAAGGAUGAUAGUAAUAUGUUUGUAGUGAUAUCGUUAUAAGAAAUUGUGGGGUCUUCUUCU